AUAAUCAUUAAAACUCAAAAUUUUAAUUACUCAAAUUAUCCGAACUGGAUUUUUCGGACAACCCAAAACCCCCCACCUAGUGGCCAGCGUAAAACAAAAGCAGUAGACAUGCCGAAACAGCCUGCCCUUCCGUCGCCCCUGGCUUUCGUUCACUCACACAGUCACUCACGCCUCACUUCCUCGCUGCCCAAACCCCCGACCGCGGGGCUGCCCCCACCGAAAACCCCUCCGCCGACCACCACAAUGGCAGCCGGCGAGCAUGCUCUGGUCGAGGAGUCCACCGUCCCUGUCGUCUCCGACGUCGCUGACGCCGCCGCCAAACCCUACGUCCGGCCGGCCCUUUUCCUGCGCCCCCGCGCGGGGGACGGCGCCCCUGCCCCUGCUCCGCCCGGCGACCCGGGCCCCGUCCUCCCCCGCGGGAUCGAGGCGGAGUUCAUGGGCUGGGCGGGCGUGCCCCGGCUGUGGCCGGAGUGGGUGGCCAAGCUCCGCCGGCGCCACGAGCCGCUGUGGCGGGAGGUCGGGAUCCUGGGCGGCAUCCUCGCCAGCACGUGCCGGGUGCGCCACCACCACCACGAGCGCGUGCUGCUGCAGCUCGCCGCCUUCUGGUACGGCGCCACCAGCACCUUCGUCUUCCCCUGGGGCGAGGUCACGCUCACCCUCGAGGACGUCGCCACGCUCGCCGGCCUGCCGCUCCUCGGCGACCCAGUACGCGCGCCCGUGUCGGACAGCCUGGAGAAGGACGUGGCCGCGAUCGAGGCCGUCCGGGCGGUGAUGAACCGGAGCAAGAAGAAGAAAUCUUCUUACGGCGCGUGGGUUAAGCGCUUCGUCGAGCGCACGCCGGAGGAGGAGAUGCCGCCGCCCGCGACCGGUGACGGUGGCAGAGACGGCGAGGCGCACCAGCUGGUCGAGCAUGGCGCUUUCCUCUCCAUGUGGCUGUCCCUUUUCGUUCUACCCGGCCCACCGUUCGACGUCGUCCGCCGGGAGAUCAUUCCGCUCGCGGCCCGUCUGGCGCGCGGCGAGAGCGUGGCGCUCGCCCCCGCCGCGCUCGCCACCAUCUACCACGAUCUCUCCGCGCUCAAACGCCACAUAACCUCGGGCGACAAAAACGGACCCUUCGUCAUCUCGGCACCGAUCCACAUCCUCCAGCUCUGGGUCUGGGAGCAUUUCACCCAGCUCCGCCCUGAAACAGUGGGCUCGUCUACUCCUGAUGAUCAUGACAUGCCAAGGGCUGCCCGAUGGCGUGAAGCUGGAAAAAGGCUGAGCUCCAAGGACUUGCACGCAGUGCUCAUGUCACCGAAGGGGUUUGAGUGGAGGCCCUAUAAAAAUAGCAGGUUUUUUGGUCUGCACCCAGGUACAGGUGGUUCUUGGGUCCGCGGUCAGGAUAUAGCAACAAGUGAAGCGCUCUUGUCUUUUGCACGGUGUUUGCACCCUUGUGAGCUCGUGGGCAUGAACUGCAUUGAGCAGUAUAAUCCUCAUCGUGUUGCGAGGCAGCUCGGCUUCGAUCAGGACAUCCCUGGGACGGUUCCCCGUGCAAGCUCAGGUUGGGAGAAAGCAUGGGAGACAUACAACAUAGAGGCCAAGAGUUCUGCUUUUAUCUUUCCAAAUCACAAGCCUGGCGUGACGGUUCAGUAUGCAAAGUGGUGGAAGCCUUACUCAUCAGCAUGCGGUAGUGCCGUUGCUAAUGCUGCAAAGAUCAAAGAAGGCCACGAUCUUGUUAGUCCAGUGAAAAGGAAAAUGGAAGGGGUUCUUGCUGGAAAUUCUGGCAAAAAGGUGCGUCUGCGUGUGGCCACUGCUACCCUGGGCUGCCCGCCCAAUAUACCAGCAGGAAUUAACGUCUACCCGUCCCAGUCCUCAGGCAGCCAUGCUGCAACAAGACGAGCUGCGGCAGCACCAGGGCUUGUUCUCCGCGCGUGUCCACCCCACCUAAGGUUUAAAGCUGUGUCCCCCACAGGGAUGCCUCAGCCACUACGAGAUGCAGCCUACGAUCCGCUUGAUCACGUUUCUCUUUCUGAAAGGCUCGAUGGCAUUACUAAGAUGCCUAAGCAGCACAACACAGAAUGUUUGGUGAAGGAUAGUGAGCAGGAGAGAAUUGUCAAACGUGUGAAGAUUGUUACACCAAAGCCUCCAAGUGCUGGCCCAGAGAAGGCAGUUCUACACAAAGUUGUUGAGCAAGCUUUGCCUGACGCAGUUGCAAGCUCAGCUAUAAUUCAUGACUCGUCUAGUGUAUUUGGUACUGAAAGGCCACAUGCAAGGUGUCUCCAACAAAGUAAAGAUGAAGAUCUUAAUAGUGCCAAUGGGGAAAAUAUUAGCAGAAGAACAGAGCAUUGUGAUGUCGUGCUUCUUAAUGUUGUCCAGGGUGCAGUGAGUACUGUAAAGAGUGAAGCCAUUGGAGCUGGGACUGAAGUUGAUAUGCUUCCAACACAUGAAGACUUAUUGGUGGUCAGUGACGGUGACAGGUGUGAUAAAUCAAGUAGCAUGGGACAUGAGGUGCAUCUGGAAUCUCAUAUGUCGGGAGCAAAAAUGUCCUUUAUAAGAGAGCGAAACGAAGGUACCGAGCUGGUUGAUGCAAGAAACGACGAGGAAGACAGCCAAGUUCUGAAGGAAGCGACAAAACAAGGCAAUUUUGGUGAUACCGUUAAAUUCAAUGACGAUGAGCUUGAUAAACUAACAAGGAAGGAAGCCAGGGUGUUUGUUGAAGCAAUGAGCAACAAAGAUGCGCCGAGUGCCAUGCAUCUGAAAUGUCCUGAGAUGGAACCAACGCGGACCAUCUUACAGGAGUGUAAUGAAGAAAAGCAGAUGGUCAGGGAAACAAAUGAUGAGCACGACAACCCAGUGAUGAAAGAAGGCACGGUGCAAAACAGUUAUGACCGUCAGCUUGCAAGUGUUCUAGAUGGCACGACUCCAAGACAACAGCCAGAUGUAUUAACUCAUGCUGCUACUGUCCAAACCUAUGAUGGUCUCUUAAAAGAACCAGCUAAAGAAAUGGAUACAUGCAUUGUCACAGGGGAUAUCGACAAUACCGACAAGGUGCUCAAUGAAAAAUUUGGUUCUCUGAAUUUCAGUGAGAAGGGAAAUGAAGAUACCUUCGUGUCAAACCAAGGGUUAGAAUAUCCUAUGGAACACUCAGCAGGAGCCAGUAGAAAGAAAUCAGGAAACAGUGAGAGAUUCUCUAGCAGUCUGUUAGAUGGAAAUACUAAACUGGUUAGCCAUGAAGUUUGUACUAAAACACUGUACUAUCUUAGUCGGUUUGACCGGAUGAAAGACGCUUGGGACAAAGAUGCAAAUAGCCUACCAAGGAGGGCUGUUGGUACGAUGGAAAUGAUAGGAAAAGCAUCUGCAAUUCGACAUGCCGAAAUUGCUGAGUUGGACAAAAAGAUUAAUACUCUGAAGGAAGAGAUUCUGGCGCUAGAGGCAGCUGAGAAAGGGAAAUCUCCUGAGUGAAGUAUAACUUGAAACAAUGUAGGAAUAUAUGCGCUAGACUUUCUGAUGGAAUCAGUCUCCUUUGUGAAUUUGUUCUGAUCCAGUCCUGCAAAAAAUGUUGCACUUCAGUCCAAUUAGGCUCAAAUACUUUGCCUUGGAAUGAAUGGACUAGUAAUCGAUGGUAAAAAUCUUUCUUUCUUUUAUGGUCUCCGGUACUCGGAUUUUCUGA
Molecule: messenger RNA, 3649 nt
Organism: Zea mays
Lineage: Eukaryota; Viridiplantae; Streptophyta; Magnoliopsida; Poales; Poaceae
Exons: 2
Coding region: 109-3441 (1110 amino acids)
Biological process (GO): meristem maintenance; meristem development
Source: RefSeq, a predicted model, not a curated record